AAACCUAAACCUCUAAGUCCGGAACCAAGCUUAAGCGUAUAAAUAUAUAAGCUAAUAACCUCAAGCCUAAAGUCUGGGUUUAUGCCCUAGGCGUAAGCCAAAGACCUUGUGUCUUAGCCAGGGUGUCUAGGCAUACACAUUGAAGUUCUCUGCCAGGUUCCAAGUCGAAAUCCUAUUUCCUUGACUAUAUUUCUAAACUAAUUAUAGUGGGAUAGUUUGUAGGCGAAGGGGAGGGGAGGAGGAAUCUGGAAAGAGUUCGCUGUAAGGAAAUAUGAUUGAGCAAAAAAUAUGAAUAUUAUUGUUUAAUAUCUAAUAUUUUUUUUCAUUCAUUUCGUCUUCUUUGCAAACAGAAAAUAAUAAUUCUUUGAGGCGAAAUGGAAUCAAAUAACGAAUUAUCGUCACAGCGUUCAAUAGACGAUUGUUCAACUGCAUCAAACAAUAACACAUCUGCAGCAAGUGUUUCCUAUCCAUUAGUGUGAUAUUUUUUCGCCAAGGAGCAAGGAGAAAUUUAGGUACAGGUAGAUCCCCAGUUGCUUCAUCUGAAACAAUAUUUGACUCGAUGUCCCACGAUGCUCUUUAUGGCCCGAUAUUCGUUAUUUUUUUUACUAUGCCAAAAAAUAUCAGUUUUUAUUUUUUAAAUCAAUUCGUUUAUCCUUGCUGUGCAAGCUGGAUGUAUUUAUAUAUAUUUUUGUUUAUUUGUUUUGCCUUUUAUAUUAUUUUUUGAUUCAAAUUUAAAUUUGAAUUCUUGCAGCACAUUCGGAUCAUACAAUGGUGAUUAUAGAUUUCGACUAAAAUUGUUUCCAUUCUACCAAAUUCUUAUAAUUCUUAAUUCUUUUAAAAACUCAAUUCAAGAAUUCAAGAAUUUAAUAACUUUCCUAUUAGCCUGUAUUGGCCUGUCUAUUGCGCUGUUGUUUGUUUGUAUGAUAAGAGUUGAAAAUAGAAACCUACUGACCGGCGGACCGGUUUUACUUGUUCAGCAUUUUUGAAUUGUUAGAUUAGAUUUAUCACUUGGGGUCGGUAUAUAAUUUCUUUUAUUUCUUUUAUUUUUGUGGGAGAUAAUUUUUCAAUAUGUACUUUUAAAAUUACUAACAAAAUUUUUUUCACUAAUGAAACAAAAUAUUGUUGGUUUCAGGAUGCCCGUCAUCAAAAUUGCGUUUUCGUGUGAAUUUUUACAUCGACGCUACUGAUGGACCUCGUGGCUGUGCUUUAAACAAAAACAUUGUUACCAUCAAUCGU
Dracunculus medinensis (Guinea worm) is the source of this 1236-nucleotide messenger RNA. The record is from the annotation of a GenBank genome assembly. NCBI's taxonomy places the organism in Eukaryota, Metazoa, Nematoda, Chromadorea, Rhabditida, Dracunculidae.